CGGAACCUACGGAACCUACGGAACCUACGGAACCUACGGAACCUACGGAACCUACGGAACCUACGGAACCUACGGAAGAACCUACGGAACCUACGGAACCUACGGAACCUACGGAAGAACCUACGGAACCUACGGAGAAAUCUUCCGAAAAAAGAACCUACGGAAAAGGAGAAAAUUUAGUUUCUGCAAUUAGUAAAGGAGGAAAAGCAAACACGAAGACAAAAGAAAUGUUAUUGAAAAAGAUGUCAUCGAAUGAAAAACUUGUGCCGAGCUUUCCCAGAGUACGUAGAAGCUUAUUUGCUAAACUAGGAUUGAGGACAUUAGCUGAUGAACCAAAAUGGACUUGUUUCAUUAAAAAAACAGACGAUUCGAAACAGACUGUCACACGUGGAUGCAUUCUUGCAAACGAUAUAGAUUGUGAAGAAAAUGGUACAACAUGCUGUACGGAAGAUCUCUGUAAUAAUGCUAAUAUGAUAUCAAUUAGCAAGAUAACUUUGUUAUGCCUGAUACUGUCAUGGGCAGUUACGUAUAUUUUUACAGAUUUUCAUUAGUUCUUGAAUUUAUAACAUUAAGCUGUGCGUUAUUUAAUUUAAAAAUAUAUGUUCACUUUUAUAUAUCCGACAAUAUUUUAUAUUGACGCACAUUCGUGUAUGUUAAAUGAAAUUCUUAUAAAUAAAUUAAAGUAUGUCUUUUUAAGAUUGAUGAACAGAAAUGCGAAAUAACGUCAAGUGCUUGUGCGAUACUUAUCGAUACGUAAAUAACACGUCGUCAAACUAAAAUAGAAUAAACGCUAUCCACGAAAAACCUAAUGUAUUAUAUAUGUAGCCAAUAAAAUACAGAAUAUAUAAGUCUUUCUCUCAUUAUAAACUA
Odontomachus brunneus is the source of this 870-nucleotide messenger RNA. RefSeq lists its product as uncharacterized. The coding region runs from base 228 to 551 and encodes 107 amino acids. Lineage: Eukaryota; Metazoa; Arthropoda; Insecta; Hymenoptera; Formicidae. The transcript has 3 exons. The record is from RefSeq and is a predicted model, not a curated record.